Molecule: messenger RNA, 8611 nt
Organism: Anopheles arabiensis
Lineage: Eukaryota; Metazoa; Arthropoda; Insecta; Diptera; Culicidae
Product: ELAV-like protein 3
Exons: 11
Coding region: 1374-2426 (350 amino acids)
Cellular component (GO): ribonucleoprotein complex
Molecular function (GO): RNA binding
Source: RefSeq, a predicted model, not a curated record
CCGCACUCAAUCGAAUCAAGUUGUGUCCGUUUUUAUCUCUCUAUCUCUGUGUGUAUCGUCGCCACCGCCGCAGCCACCGCUGCCGCCAUCAUCAUCGUUGCCACUGUCAACCUCUUUUGCUGUCGUUUCAUCGUGGAAAGCAAAUAAAAAACAAAAUUGUGGAACAAAACCACAUUCAUAAACAUCCAAAAACAGCAAGCAGCAGGCCCCACCCGUGGUGCAAAAAAGCUUUGCGUGUUCGGGCGUGGUAAAGUUAGUGAAGGAAUUUAAAUUGUGAUUCGAUUGAGCUUGUACUCUCAUUUUGUUCCCCUGGCGGACCUUUUCCGGCUCUGUACCUUGACGACGGUGUGUGUGUGUGUGCACUCGGUUAUCUUAGGUGAACGUGUCCCCCAUUUAAGUGAGGAUUACUGGUACGCCCCCGCCCCCCUAAACCCCAGUUUUGUGUUACACAUUCGUGGGAAAGGACUUAACUAUUAAUCUCCAGUGAAACAUCCACCGUGACAUCCACAUCUCCGGUUGCGAAACUGAUGCGCAAGCGAGAAGAGACGCGUAAAAGAUCUCUUGGUGCUGUUUAAUAUUACACUAUUAACAACAACUGAAUAAAUCUUCCAUUUACGAGAUUUCUCUAGUCAAAAAGGAAAUGAGUUAUAGCUAAUCUACGUCUAAUACUAUACAUAAAAACGGGUGAAAUAAAACCAACAUAUUUGUUCGCUGCACAUCCGAUAUAGAUGCAUUAAGUUAAUGCACAUCACUAAACGGUGUGUAACGAGCCGCAAAGUGAACGUUUAAAAACGGUCCGUGUGUACCUUUUGCAGGAAGUAAAUUGUACAAGCUUUAGCGCUUGCUUUAAGGCGCAUCGGAAAAAACGCUUUUCCGGGUGUUCAUCCGGAAUAUCAUCAGUAUUAAUAGUGUUACUAUACAGUACGCAAGGCUGAAGCCAACGACGACGAAAACGACGACGAAGGCGAAACACUGAAAAUACGACAUCCAAUAAAUUUGCUGUCUUAACGUGUGUAAGAACGUAUCGGGCCGGGGGUGCUUACUGGAGCUGCUGCUUAGGAAGUGAAGAAGCGUAACGCCUCCACCGAAAAGGGAAGCGAAAGUACGAGCGCGGUCGGUUACAAUCAUUUACGGACGCCGCACAACGGUUGACACUUCCAUUAAAAGCAUCGUCGAUAGACGAAAAGCUAUCCACUUUGCCCAAACCGAACCGCGUGUCACAAAAGCGGACCAUCGACCGGCAACGACAGAACCAGCUUUGGUUUGCGACCGGCAGUACCGGCAGCAGGGAAGGGAAGCAACAAAGGCGACAACUGUAACACACAUAUCCACACCGCCGCCCAUCGUCUGGUUCAUUGUCGCUUAACUGUGUCAUGAUGACGAACGGAAUCGCUGAUGCGCAACAAAAUGGCGGUGGCCAGGAAGACUCAAAGACCAAUCUUAUCGUCAAUUAUUUACCACAGCAGAUGACCCAGGAGGAGAUACGGUCGCUUUUCUCCAGCAUCGGGGAGGUGGAAAGCUGCAAGCUGAUUCGUGACAAAGUGACCGGGCAAAGCCUUGGGUACGGAUUCGUCAACUACCAGCGAGCGGAGGAUGCGAGCAAAGCGAUCAACACACUGAACGGCCUAAGAUUGCAGAACAAGCAAAUAAAGGUAUCGUUUGCUCGCCCGAGCUCGGAAGCAAUCAAGGGUGCGAACCUGUACGUGUCUGGUUUGCCGAAGAACAUGCUGCAGGCGGACCUGGAGGCACUGUUUAGCCCUUACGGGCGCAUCAUCACGUCUCGCAUCCUGUGCGACAAUAUUACAGCGCGACAGUACAGCACUCCAGCUGCUGGUGAAAACGGUAAUGGCCUUUCCAAAGGUGUCGGUUUUAUACGUUUCGAUCAGCGCAUGGAGGCGGAGAAGGCUAUCAAGGAGUUGAACGGUACUGUACCGAAAGGGUCAACCGAACCGAUCACCGUCAAGUUUGCCAACAACCCAAGCAGCACGAAAACCGUACCACCGCUAGCAGCCUAUUUAGGCCCACAAGCAGCUCGCCGUUUUCCGGGCCCGAUCCAUCAUCCGACCGGACGAUUUAGCAGUGCCAUUCCAAACUAUCGAUACUCGCCACUGGCAGGAGAUUUACUGGCGAACUCGAUGAUUCCUACCAAUGCCAUCGCGAACGGAUCCGGUUGGUGUAUUUUCGUCUACAACCUCGCACCGGAAACGGAAGAGAACGUACUGUGGCAGCUGUUCGGUCCGUUCGGUGCCGUCCAAUCCGUUAAGGUCAUUAAGGAUCUGCAAACGAACAAAUGCAAAGGCUUCGGGUUCGUGACGAUGACCAAUUAUGAUGAAGCGGUCGUCGCGAUUCAAUCACUGAACGGUUACACGCUCGGUAACCGGGUACUGCAGGUCAGCUUCAAGACAAACAAGUCGAAAAAUGCGUAAAAUCAAGCCAACCUGCCACCGGAGCUGUUGGCCCACUGGUUGGCUCAGCUUUCGAUCGUAACCGCGGCCCGCAACAACGUCGGUGGUGAGAUGCAAGAGGAUGCACGUCGCCGUCGACCGGCAGACGAACUCGGACGGCAUCGGCAGGAGGAUCCUAUGGGACUUUCGCGGCGACGUCAACGGUCACGCGGCGGUGGUGGUGGUGAGCGGGAGUUCGGAAUGCUGGACCAGCGGCGCGCCCUCGACGGAUGGAUGAGCGAACUUAAUGAGCUGCUGAAGAUGCGUCCAAUCCGAUAAGCGGUGGUCGCGUUUACUUUAUUUAUUAAUGCCCAUCAUUUACGCAUUUUUCAUUUGCUGCGAGGAUGGCGUGAUGAUUGAGAAAAAGGGCUGCUAGGGCAACAAUCUGGUGGCAUCAGUUGAGCAAAACAGACAAAGGAAACAACAAACCAAAAAAGGAGGAAACAAACGAAAAGAUAAGGCUCAUAGUGGAAAAGAAUAUUGAAUCAGAAAGGAAGCGUAAAGAAAACGGGAAUACGUGAAAAGAUACACCAUGAUUCUACAAGUUUGUGUAAUAUCUCUAGCGAAGAAGUUGUACGGUGUUAGUUAUCAUUUGCACAUUAAUUUCUCCAUCGAAAUAAACUGCCCGUUUUGGGCGAAGGCGAAAAUGGGAAAUAGGGAAAUUGCGGGGAAAAAAUGUGCAAUAAUAGCUAUAACCUUCGUUUCGACAGCCAUUUAGUCAGGCUGUUGAGUGGAGGAGAAGGACAAACGUAAUGCCAACCGGAACCGUAAUAAUAACGAAUGCUGCUGCUAGUGAUACUGUCGUAAGCGGAAGUGCGUCAUAAUGACCAUCCCUAAACAUCGCCUAUGUUCAGGUCAGGCUUUCGAUCUGACUUUUGAGCGGAGGUUUGAGCUCGCCACACCCCCGACGAGACUCGCUAAUAAGGAGAAGCAUAAAAGGAAUGGAGUGAAGAGUAAAUGUAACUUGUUCGUAACACAUCUAUGGAAGGCAAAACAUUUUUAGAAGAAUUUUACACAAGGUUUUACACACGAGUAAACGAAACACGAAGGAUUCACGGUAGUGAAGGAAAGGGAAAGAAAAAAAAAAGAAACGGUGGGAAAAUUGAAUGUACAACAGGAAGGACGAAUGGGAUGUGUGCGCGUUGAAAAGAUACAGGGGAUAGAAAGAGGAAAUGCAGCAGUAAAAUCGAACGGGGGCUUCCCCAGGACAUGGGAUUGCUAGUUAAAAGGGUAAUCGAUAAUGAUGAUGAUGAUGAUGUCACUCGCUGGUUUUUGCACCAUGAAGAAACAAAGCAGUGUGAAAGCAGUUGUUCACUUAAGCUUCCAUUUCCUCCCCUUCUUCUCUGAGAGUUUGGCGGUUCUGCGUUCGGCCAGCAACCGAGAAGCUGAUGGUUGUUUAGACACAUUUAAUUAACUUAUUUAUAUUCAUUUGUGCGUGUUUGCGUUCGUUCGGUUUUUGUUCGUUUUUAAGCAUCACCAGAGCGGCAGUUCGCGCCGGUGACUGGUAUCGUUAAGUUAAAAAGUGCUUUUGAUUUUUAUAUUCUUCGUUCCUUAUUCCUUAUUUGAAGUAGUGUUUUGCCACAAAUUUAAAAGUACACACACACACACAUCCUAUUGAAUGUUAUUUAAUACACAUACAUUUCAAUUAUUGUCACUUGUUCCAUGAUGUUUGCGGUUUAGUUUUGCCAUUUGUUUGGUGUUAUUUUUUGCAUACACGAAUAGAGAGAUGAAGUGCACGACUCGAGAUUUCCUUCAGUCUCAGAUAAUGUUUAGAAAUGUUUACUUUUUUCUUCCUUUCCCCGGUAACGGUGAAACGGAUGCUGAGGUGCUAGUCGCAAACUUGCAAAUUGAACGUAUGGCGUGUAUGUACAUCAAUGUGCUAGAGAAUGUCCAAUGUUAGUUUUGCUAGAUAAUACACUAUUGCUUUUGUUUUCGUUUCUUUUUCAAAUUAAUUUUAUUUAAAUCAAUACUUUGCCGAAUCUUACAUUAGCUGCUUGGUGUGUUUCUGUGUUCAAGAUAGCUUAAACAGAAUUUGUUAAAGAAAUCCACACGCAAUUUAAUUUAAUGUCAUAGUUUAAUUUUAAUCGCACGCGUUUGAGUUCGUUUGUAUAAUUUUGAAUCGAUUAUUUAAGCGAAAUUGUAUCGAAAUUGAGUUGCUUCACAAGAGUUGUUGGUGCGUAAAAAAUGUUUCGAUGUAAAACAAUCAGGAGUGGAGAGAUAGAAAAAAAAAUGUGACACGUGAACCGUGCGCAAAGCAAUGUAAAGUGAAAGGAAAGAAAGUACCAAAUAUGGAAACAAGAUUGUAUUCAAAAUAUUAUUUAUUUAGAAUUGUGUAUUAUUUGUUUAUUUUUGUCUUUAUUUUUUUUUUAAAUAUUCUUUCUAUAUUGUUUUCUGUACGGCUUCCUCCCUACAACUUGUGUGUUUUAAAUAACAACAACACAGUGUGUGUACGGUUGAACCUACUACGUUGCCCCAUGAAGUAGUCACGUUCCGGCCCGCAACCACCUUCAACAGCGUACCGCUGCGUACGCGAAGCGAACGCAAACUAUUUGGGACCACAUUGACCAGUCGUAGCGAAGCGUAGUAGCGAUCGAGGAGAAACUACAAAAAAAAAAACAAAAAACCAAACGAGAUGCAACUUUUUAGAAUCGUUUAAAACGGUGGUAAUUCUCAACUCUCUUUCGCUCUCUUACACACUCACACACUAUACGAACAGUAGCAUAACUUCCAUGCACGACUGCUCGCUUGUUUCCAAUUCCGCCCAAACAAAACAAACAAAUGCAUGUAGUUUAUCUAUAUACAACACCAUUGCUGUGGAGAACGUUACCACACACACACACACACAAGCAGACGGUUUUGAUACUCGAUGCCCUUAGAAUGGGAGCGUAAAAUCGGUAGAAACUUUUUUGUGCGUUCCUGCGUGUGAAGGAACGUUGCUAGACGCAUCAGCUGCUGUGCACAGUGUUGAAAGUAUAUAAUAAUUAUGUUGAUGUUUGCUUUUGUGUUCGAGUCCUGCCAAUAGACUCAUUCCAUUACUUGUUUGGAUGCACUUGUUUUUGAUAGGUUAUUCCACUAUCUACAGAGUGGAGAUAACGCAGAAGAAUUUUGGCUUUUCGAGUAUAGAAACCACUCAAUUUGAGUGAUCUUUCAAUAUUCGUUUGAUAGCAGUAAACAACAAAAAACUGGCCAAUUUGUGUCGACACCUUUCCCAUGAAAUGAAAAACCCUUUAGUUACUAACAAGUAAACACAAUGAUCUGCUCAAUCAAUGGCAAUGGAGUAAACAAAUUCAGGUUGUGCUAGUCGAUACGAUUUGAGAGGAAUCAAGGCAAAUGCGUUCAUUGAUAAAAAAAAGAACGCGCAAUACAAGGUAAACCAAUAACGAUGGAGGUAACGAAGCACUAACCUAGAGCAAACAGUACACAGUGUGUUACGUGGUGAACCAACAAAGUUCCCUAACCUGAUCCAACUGACGAUGAAAAACACAAGCAAACGCAAGCACGAUAAAAGCACAGGAACAAACCCCGAGUACGAGAGUCUACGAUAUUUAUAUAUCUAUACAUCUACUAUAGUGAACACGCCUGUACAAGUAAGUAAGUAAAUUAUAUUUAUAGCUCCCAUCGACCGAUCGUGCGAUCUUUCAAGCGAAAAGCACGGAGAUGGUGGAGCAACUUGGACACCACAAAGAAAGAAACCGUGCGGAAAAAUGCAACUAGAACAGCAACAGAAACAACAACAUCAAUAACAAGAACAGCAAAAACAAGGAAGGAUGGUCAUGGAGUGGGAAAGGAAAAUACAAUAACAGGAGAAAACAUUCAAGGCAUUAAACCUUAUUAGUCCAAUAGUAACAUAUAUACAUAUAAUUCAAUAUUUACAUUCUCAGAUAGGAAAAUUAACGCAUAAUCGAUUAAGUAAUGCCACAAGCAAGCAAACGUUACGAUUCCGUAGCCGUCACCGCCACCGCCGGGCCAAAGUGCAAUAGUUAGGCGAGAGAUCGAGAGAGAAAGAGGGAACGGUUGCACUACUCUAUGCAGCCGAUGUUCUUGAGAUAUUGAUUGUCCAUCUUUAACAUAUUCACUGCAUUAAUUUGAUGUUGUUUAAAUGCUAUAUACGUAUAGUUCUAUAUCGCAGAUUUUACCGUAACAGUUACAUUAAUCGGUCAAAUCACACACACAAACAUGCAGGCAUUCAGACACUACUAUCAAUGAAAUUGUUCGUUGGACCGCUAGUUCUAUCAAUCUAAAAACUUCCAUGAUGAUAGUGUGAAGAUACCGGAAGGCAGCGAUUGGAAAGUAUAAAGAAAAGGGAAACAGAAACUAAACCAAAUUAACAAACAAAAAACAAACGAUAACGAACCACAUCAGUAUUAUUGUAGUAGAAUGUAGCUCUGCUUUCUUCUCCUAUUUAUGGUGCAGAAUGAAUAGCGGAUGUGGAACAUCCAUCCUACAGUACUUCCCCCAGCAGAACCGAUACAGGCGAUAGUUGCGUCAGCGUAGGCAGCAAAAGGGUCACCUAAUUUAGCGUUUAAUGGAGAAUGAAAGUUAGAAUUGUAGCUAUAAAUGUUUAUAUUAUUCAAACUAUUUAAUUAUGUGUCCGCUAUUCUUAUCAAUACCUCUCUUUGUAAUCACUAACGUUCGAUUAAUCAAACCUACUCUCUUGAUCUUAUUUACUUGUGAAGAGCUCCUGUUGCAAAUUUAUUGAUAAAAAGAAGAAAACCAAACCAAAAAAAACUACAAAACAAGACAAACGGUCAAGAACAAAUGGAAAUACUCAAUGCAUGUCAUUACGUUGUACCAGAUCACAUGAAAAGUAAUGAAAAGCGAUAUGUUGUUUUUUGCCAAACAAAAAAAGAAGAAACCAAAACGAUCAUACUUUAUGGCAUCGUGUUUAAAAUUAUUUAUAUUGUACUUCUGCACAUUUAGGUACUACUUUCUCUUUCAAUGGCCGUUGAGAGGCAGCAAAAAAGAGGGGUUUUGGGGAUACACACACCCUGCCACAGAGCGCACUGCAAUACGGAACGAGAGCAAUGAGAUAGGAACACUGAACCCUAUAUAGGUAAAUUAAAAAAAAAAAAACAAGAAGUACCCACACGACCAAUCAGACUUUGUGUGUGAAUGCGUGUGGGUAAAAUUUUCAAGCUAAUCUAUUUUACAUGUUUAGCAAACGUUUUGCUAGUAUCGUAUAUAUAUAUAUAUAUAUAUAUAUAUAUAUAUUGAUAGGAAAUGUUUAAUAAGGCUAACAUUUGAAGAUGAAACUAUUACAACCUGGAACAGCCAACCGAUUGGAUGUGUGUGCGGACGGUGAAAAAUCAAACCCAAGUAUCGAUAGCUGUCGAUAGAAAAAAUAAAAAUAAAACAACAUGUGAUCCCACCAAUGUAAAACCAAGAAAAAGUAUUUGCAACCGUGUAAGAAGAACAACAAACCUACAUACAAAUAAAUAAAACAAACAAACAAAACAAAACAAACAAGCUAACAAUCUAUAAGAAAGUAUUAUGAAUGUAUAGCAGAACGUAAUUAACAUCAUUUUAGUAGAAAAAGCAGAAGAGAAGUAAUAAAUAAAGAAACGAAACUGAAGCAAACACUCCCCCAGCGAAUCCUAGUGAGGAAGCGACUGAAUUGAACCGUAAAAUACUGAUCACGCUCUAAGCACUUAGGUAACUACGAACGAGCACAGCAGCUACCAAAUACCAACCACGCUGUAAUGCCAAAAUCAACGAACAAUGGCAGCAGGAAGCAAAAGCAUAAACAAAGAAAACGGGAAAGUAGAAACAAACAACACGUCAAACGUGUUGCUAGUGAACGAAAAGUGAAAGGAAAGAAAAGAAAAAUCAAGGGGCAAUAAAAGGAAACUGCUAAUGAAGAAGGAGCAAAUAAAGUAUUAAAAAAGGAGAUAAAAAAAUGAACAAAAAUGUUAACAUUUUUGAUAUUAACUUGUAAGCAGAGUUAGAAAAUAAUAAAAACAAAAUAAACAAAACAAAAACAACCAAUUUACCAUUUACACGUUGGAAGAAAAGUUAAAAAAGACACAAAAAAAGUUUACGUGUAAUUACGUGUGUAAGCAAAAUUGGGAGAUUUUUAACGGAAACAAAUUUAGGAAAAUAACACCCGCGAAUCGAAAUAAUCCUAAAAGGAUAGAAUUGAUAGAAGAACAAAAAAAAAACCCAGUGGC